CAUGACUGCUCUGAAAACACAAACACAGACGUCAUGUGAUUUCUCUAUUCCGCAUCGCAGUUUCAAACAUGUCGAUGAUUAAAACACAUUUAAUCUGUUCGGCGCUGUUUGUUGUGUUCGGUUGUGCGUUUGCAUUCCUGGGAAAUGGAGAGAAAUUCCGACGGAAGGUCACUGUAGAACUGAACCCUGGAUUGAAGCCCCCCUCCACACUGCCCCCUGGAGUCGGUCUGGUGCAUGUGCGAGCACUGGGGGACAAUGACACACUUCAUUUCUUUCUUUAUAAUCAUGGAGCCCCAACAGUGCUGCUGGUCCACAGUAACAGCACAGAAUCAACAGUGCAGGUGGACUGGCCUGAGUUUAUAAACCGCAGUUCAUCAGGCAGCCUGAAGGUGGAGCCAGAGAGAAGCGUGCAGUACAGCCGCGCACUAGUUUUCACAAGGCUCUGGGAGUACAGUGAUGUCAAUAACACGGCUGACCCACAGCAUACUGCCGAGUCAAGUUUUUACCCUCCUUACGAGCUCCAGAACUUCACCUGGUCAGGUUUGAACGCAUCUGUCAACCAAUCCGACCACACGGUAACGUUCUGCGGAGGUGAUGAAACCGCCAGUUUCAUCAACGGCUCCCUCUGUCUGCAGUUCUCAGCGUUUGAGUCAGAAGGUCGCCCGUCAGCGUGGCCGAGCCUCCGCCAUAACGCAAACUGCAGCCAGCUCCACGUGUGGUUGGACGGCGUGACGCCGCGAGCCAAUUACUCGCGAUUCUCUCUGGAGCUCCAGACUGUUGGCGACUCUGGAUUCCAGGGAAGAGUAGAUGUUCGUAGCUCCAUCGAUGAUGAAUACACUCCCUCCAUUUUUAAGGUGUCACAGUGGGUCUCGUCUCCGGUCAACACCAGCACUGUUUGGGGCUACACGCAGUGGAAACCUGUUGCGUAUCGCAAACCCAAACCCGUGUUUGAGGACGCCACACCCUGCAUGCACUCUGAACCCGUUUCCAUGACCCAGCUCCCUCAGUCUGGUCUGGUUCAGGCGUAUUUCAAAGAUUCUCAUACGUACGGGCUGAACAUAAGCUUCGGAAUCGCUGGAGACCCGUUUUACAACGUAACCAAUUACCUCAGCUGGACUGUUUUAAUGGGCAUGGGCGAACCACCGGUCGACUCAUUCUCCACGUUAAUCAUUGCCAUCAUGGCUGUUGGACUCGGCACUCCAUUGGUGAUUGUUAUCGUGGGUGGAGUUUAUAUUUUGAUCCGAAAGAGGACGUCGCAAUCAACGGGAUAUGAGCCAAUCAACUGAGACAUUAUGGCACAAGCUCCGCCCCCAUGCACUUACUGACUAAUCGACAGUCAGGUGGGCAUGACAGAGACCGAGUGGCCAAUUAGAUUGUCAGUGUGCACGUUACUGAUAAACUCUAUGAUAGAUCUCUGGAUUGGCCAAUCAGAGUGUGGCGUUCCAGUUCUGAGGAUCCCUCCUGUAUUAAUGUUGUUUGAUUUAGACAUGUUAUGUAUUGGAUUUUAUGUGUUGACAUUUUUUACACCUACAAACUGAUUUGACGAUAGAUCACAAAACAAAACUACAGUGUUAUUUGAUUUCAUUUUGUUUUUACAGCGUAAUUUUCCAUACGUGAUUUUUGCUUGUUGUAAAAUCAUAUACAGUAUAUUGGCCAGAUAACUGACUGUUGAAAAUUGCACACAUUUUUAAGACUUAAUGAUCAUUUUCUCUUUAAUCCUCAAAUAUAUAUACGCAGAAUUUAAUAACUGAAAUGCCUUUCUGAUUUUUCAGGGAUUUGGACCGUUAGGCUUCAGUUUAGAACAUUUCGAUGAAUUAAAUAUGUUUAUUAUUUUCUCUCUGUGUAAUAUUACGCAUCAGUUAUUUUUAAGAGAAUUGUAAUAUAGGGGAGUUUAUUAAAUAAACAUUUGACUCAUAAAUGUUUGGAGGAAACUGCAUAUUACUGUUCUUGCUUCCCUGAAUGACUUUUUCAAAUGUAAAUAUAGUUUUAAAAGCUGCAAUAAUCAUCUUUUUCUCGAAAUAAAUUCUUCCUCGCCCCUCUCGUGAACUGAA
Myxocyprinus asiaticus (Chinese sucker) is the source of this 2051-nucleotide messenger RNA. It is a transcript of the gene glmp, whose product is annotated as glycosylated lysosomal membrane protein. The record is from RefSeq and is a predicted model, not a curated record. Gene Ontology annotation, cellular component: lysosome. NCBI's taxonomy places the organism in Eukaryota, Metazoa, Chordata, Actinopteri, Cypriniformes, Catostomidae. The coding region runs from base 69 to 1286 and encodes 405 amino acids. The transcript has 6 exons.